Molecule: messenger RNA, 1395 nt
Organism: Aphanomyces astaci
Lineage: Eukaryota; Oomycota; Saprolegniomycetes; Saprolegniales; Verrucalvaceae
Exons: 2
Coding region: 71-1228 (385 amino acids)
Molecular function (GO): protein binding; metal ion binding
Source: RefSeq, a predicted model, not a curated record
GGUCGGUUGUAACUGCAGGUUGCAAGCGAUCAUUUGACGAGAAUCUGCCAUCGCAGCAGGGGCGAACUUGAUGGAGAGUCGCUACCCAAGGAACGUCGUGAUCCACGUUGCCAAGGCAGCCACAGGCGACGCCGUGCUCGAACGGCUGCAGGUGCACACCCACCGAGUUGGAAAGUCCAAGCGACACCGGUGUCAUCAAUGCCAGGCGCGGCUCGUCUUUUUCUGGAGUAAGCGCAAUUGCCACAUGUGUGGGGAAGUCGUGUGUGCACCAUGUCGUCGCGUCGUAGCGGUGGAUCGACCUGCCACCCGGAUGUCCAAGGCGGCGCCGACCCCCAUCGUGCAAGCCAAAGUGUGCCUGCACUGCGUCGACGUCCACUUUAACAAGCCCCCAUCGCCCCACAACCGCCCCACGAAACGUACGAAUGCCGCAGAACCGCCGCCACUACAGCGCACCGCCACGAAGAUCUGGCUCCAAAGCAUCGUCACCAGCAAGCAACCUCGCCACGAGUCGCGGCGCAGCGGCCGCCACUCCGUGCACCGGUCGUCAAUCCACCGGCCCAUGCGGAACCACGCGUUCGACUCGCCUCGUGUUCGCCGGACGUCGCGGCACAGCCAGCGCCUGUACCUCCCUCCCAAGCCGACGGCGAAAUGGACCAAUCCGUGGUGUCCGCCGCCCGUCCUCCCUGACGAAAGUGAGCGGCUACGGACGCUGCGGUCCUUCCACAUCCUAGACACGGCGAGCGAAGACAUUUGCGACAUCCUGUGCACGCUCGCCGCCACCACGUACUCGUGCGCGGUGGCUGGCGUCACGUUCAUGGACAAGGACCGCCAAUGGUUUAAAGCUCGACAUGGACUCAAGCAAGACGAAAUCCCGCGGAAGGUGGCGCUGUGUGCCCACGCCAUGGCGAGUCCAACGACUCCUAUGGUCGUACUCGAUACCGACGACGACAGUCGGUUCGCCAAGAACCCCCUCGUGACUGGCCACGCCCAGUUCAAGUUUUACAUGAGCGUGCCAAUCGUGACCCCGCUGGGGCAUCCCCUCGGCACCAUCUUCGUGGCGGAUACCAAGCCCCGACAACGCGCCGACGCGGACGAGCUGGAGAAGCUCGCGGUAGCCGUACUGCAGUUUCUCAUGGACCGUCUCAACAAGACAGAUCACGAGGACGUGGUCGCGGCUCACCUGUGGGACCAAAGGGGGACGGACGCCCUUUGUGGUAUGGAUGUGUAGUGUUCAAAGUAUCAUGAUCAUACAUGUGGACUAUGUUGUGAAGUUGCUACGAUGGAGUUGGGAUACCAUAGCUACCAAACCAUAGACGAACCAUAAUGGCAACACCACCCAAAGUUGCCACGUAUAUGCAUACAGUACGAUGGGGAAGAUACCUCCUUUCACCCACG